Eimeria tenella is the source of this 303-nucleotide messenger RNA. Its product is annotated as DnaJ domain-containing protein, related, related. The transcript has 4 exons. Gene Ontology annotation, biological process: protein refolding. The coding region runs from base 1 to 303 and encodes 100 amino acids. Gene Ontology annotation, cellular component: cytoplasm. The record is from RefSeq and is a predicted model, not a curated record. NCBI's taxonomy places the organism in Eukaryota, Apicomplexa, Conoidasida, Eucoccidiorida, Eimeriidae.
AUGGAGGAUAUAUUUUUUCAUAUGCUCUUUGUGGUGCCUCUCACCAGGUGGAUCACAAAUAUAGGAGCCACGAUAGCUCUUAUCGCUCUCUUCGCCAUAGGAGUUCUCCAGUCAAGCCGCGCGCCAAACCACUUCGAAACCAUCGGAGUCCCUCCAAACGCUCCUCCCCGAGUUGUGUCUUCUGCCUACCGCAGACUUUCUCUAAUGUACCAUCCAGACAAAAACCCUUCGAUGGAGGCAAAAGAAAUGUUUGCAAAGAUUCGCGAGGUUAGUACAUCAGACGCCAGCCAAUCUAGGGUUUAG